CCUCAAUAAAAUCCUGGGUAAGAGCUAUAAAAUGCUUUAAAUUUGUAACAUAUCUCAAACUCUCUUUGGUUUAAAAGGAAAAAACAAAAGGUUGAGGGGUUGAAAAAAAAUGGCCAUGACAAUUAUUAAUGGAUCAUCUUUAGCCCUCAUUCUUGUGUUAUCAACGUUGGUUACCUGCAAAUGCAAUGCAGCUGCUGCUGUUCCUUUAGCUGAUCAAACCAUUUUUAAUGUCAUGGAUUUUGAUGCCAAACCUAACUCAGAACUUAUAAGCACACAGGCAUUUAUGAAGGCGUGGCGAGCUGCUUGUGAUUUCACUGGACACGCAAGAGUUUUUGUCCCUCCGGGAGUAUAUACACUAGGAGAGAUCAUAUUUGCAGGACCAUGCAAAGGGACACAUUCUAUAAUACUUGAAAUUGCAGGAACCUUAAAGGCAGUGCCUGAUGUUUCUGAAUAUUCAAACUUUGCUUGGAUCUCAUUCGAGUCUAUUAAUGGCGUUAUCAUUACUGGUGGAGGCACUCUAGAUGCUCAAGGACAAUCUGUUUGGCAGUUUAAUGACUGUAAAACUAAUCCUAAUUGUGUCCACCUCCCUGCUACCUUGCAUUUCAAUGAUAUACGGAAUGGAAAAGUAAUGAGGUUGAAGUUGAUAAAUAGCAUGGGAUUUCAUUUACAUAUUACAAAUAGCUAUUUGGUAAGGUUCCAUGGACUUACAAUCGAUGCCCCUGAAGAUAGCCCGAACACUGAUGGAAUACAUAUAAGCAAGUCGAAUACCAUAAAACUUUCCAGGAGUGUCAUUAGGACUGGCGAUGAUUGUGUUUCAUUCGGACAAGGAACAAACAAUGUCACUGUUAACAAAGUCACCUGUGGCCCUGGCCAUGGCAUUAGUGUAGGUAGUCUUGGUAAGUUGGCUGGCGAAUUGGAAGUUAGAGGACUUAUUGUGAAGAAUUGUACGUUGAGAGGCACGACAAAUGGUAUCCGAAUCAAAACUUAUGCAGGAGAAAAUGCAAACAGAGCAUUAGGGAUGAUGUUCAGCGACAUUGUUAUGGAAAAUGUUAAAAAUCCAAUCAUCAUAGACCAGAGCUAUGGUGACAAAUCAACCGAUUCGUUGUCACAAGUGAAAAUAAGCGAUGUGGUUUACCAGAACAUAAGGGGAACAACAAGCAGUGAGAUACCGGUUCAACUGUUGUGCAGUUCAAAACUCCCUUGUCAAAAUGUUCGACUCACCAACAUAAAUUUGAAGCAUAUAGCGAAUACGCCAAUUACUUCUCAAUGUCAAAAUGUAAAUGUUGGCUAUACUGGCAUUCAAAUUCCAUCACCUUGCCAUGGACCCUCUUCAUAGUACUCUAUGAUCAAUUUGGAGUGAAAAUACAAA
This is a messenger RNA of Solanum verrucosum, 1369 nucleotides long. Its product is annotated as exopolygalacturonase-like. The transcript is spliced from 5 exons. Bases 110 to 1336 code for a protein of 408 amino acids. The record is from RefSeq and is a predicted model, not a curated record. Lineage: Eukaryota; Viridiplantae; Streptophyta; Magnoliopsida; Solanales; Solanaceae. Gene Ontology annotation, molecular function: polygalacturonase activity. Gene Ontology annotation, biological process: carbohydrate metabolic process.